CGGUGUUCGCGCUGCCGGGAGGAAGGAUGCAGCCGCUGCCGGAGCAGCCGCCCCGUGAUUGGCUGUGGAGCCUGUGAACCCGGAGUAAAGAUGGCGGGCGGGCAGGCCGCCGCCGCUCUGCCCACUCGGAAGAUGGCGGCGCGCCGCGGCCUCAGCACCCGCGGCCGGGGGCUCCUGCGCGCGGCGGCCGGCCGGCUGCUGCCGAUGCUGCUGCUGGGUUCCUGCUGCGGCGCGGGCGGCUGCGUGGCGGCCGGCGAGAGCGAGGAGACGGUGAUCAUCGGGCUGCGGCUGGAGGACACGAACGACGUGUCUUUCAUGGAGGGGGGGGCGCUGCGGGUGAGCGAGCGGACGCGGGUCAAGCUGCGGGUGUACGGGCAGAACAUCAACAACGAGACGUGGUCCCGCAUCGCCUUCACGGAGCACGAGCGCCGCCGCCACGGGCCUGGCGCCGGCGAGCGCGCGCUGGGGGGCCCCGCGCCGCCGGAGCCCGACGGCGGCCCGCAGCGCUGCGGCAUCCGCACCUCGGACAUCAUCAUCCUUCCGCACAUCGUGCUCAACCGCCGCACCUCGGGCAUCAUCGAGAUCGAGAUCAAGCCGCUGCGCAAGAUGGAGAAGAGCAAGUCCUACUACCUGUGCACGUCGCUGUCCACGCCCGCGCUGGGCGCCGGCGCCGCGGGGUCCGCGGGGGGCGCCGGCUCGGCCAAGGGCGGCGCAGGGGUGGCCGGGCUGCAGCCGCCUCCGUGGGCCGAGACCACUUGGAUCUACCACGACGGCGAGGACACCAAGAUGAUCGUGGGGGAGGAGAAGAAGUUCCUGCUCCCCUUCUGGCUGCAGGUGAUCUUCAUCUCGCUGCUGCUGUGCCUGUCUGGCAUGUUCAGCGGCCUCAACCUGGGUCUCAUGGCCCUGGACCCCAUGGAGCUGCGCAUCGUGCAGAACUGCGGGACCGAGAAGGAGAAGAACUACGCCAAGCGCAUCGAGCCCGUGCGCAGGCAGGGCAACUACCUGCUGUGCUCGCUGCUGCUGGGCAACGUGCUGGUCAACACCACGCUCACCAUCCUGCUGGACGACAUCGCCGGCUCGGGCCUCGUGGCGGUGGUGGUCUCCACCAUCGGCAUCGUCAUCUUCGGGGAGAUCGUCCCGCAGGCCAUCUGCUCCCGCCACGGCCUGGCCGUGGGGGCCAACACCAUCUUCCUCACCAAGUUCUUCAUGAUGAUGACCUUCCCCGCGUCUUACCCGGUCAGCAAGCUGCUGGACUGCGUCCUGGGCCAGGAGAUAGGCACGGUCUACAACCGGGAGAAGCUGCUGGAGAUGCUCCGGGUCACCGAUCCCUACAACGAUCUCGUGAAGGAGGAGCUGAACAUAAUCCAAGGGGCGCUGGAGCUCCGCACCAAGACGGUGGAGGACGUGAUGACCCCCCUGCGGGACUGCUUCAUGAUUACCGGCGAGGCCAUCCUGGACUUCAAUACCAUGUCGGAGAUCAUGGAGAGCGGCUACACGCGCAUUCCCGUGUUUGAGGGGGAGCGCUCCAACAUCGUGGACCUGCUCUUUGUCAAGGACUUGGCCUUCGUGGAUCCAGAUGACUGUACUCCCUUAAAAACCAUCACCAAGUUUUAUAACCACCCCUUGCACUUCGUUUUCAACGACACCAAGUUGGACGCAAUGCUGGAAGAAUUUAAGAAAGAACCCACAAACAAGGAACCCCAAAUCCUACCAGCGCUGAAAAGGAGAGACAAUAAGAAAUUCUUUCUACAGCACAUAAGUUGGCAGUCCUGGAAUGUCCAUGUGGCGGGCAGUAGAGGUAAAUCUCACCUGGCUAUUGUACAGCGGGUAAACAAUGAGGGAGAAGGAGAUCCAUUUUAUGAAGUUCUGGGAAUUGUCACCUUAGAAGAUGUGAUUGAAGAAAUCAUCAAAUCUGAGAUUCUAGAUGAAACAGAUUUAUACACUGAUAACAGAACGAAAAAGAAAGUGGCCCACCGUGAAAGAAAGCAAGAUUUUUCUGCCUUUAAGCAGACAGACAGUGAGAUGAAGGUUAAAAUCUCCCCGCAGCUUCUCCUGGCCAUGCACCGUUUCCUAGCAACAGAAGUAGAAGCAUUUAGCCCAUCCCAGAUGUCAGAGAAGAUCCUUCUAAGACUGCUAAAGCACCCCAAUGUCAUCCAGGAGCUGAAGUAUGACGAGAAGAACAAGAAAGCCUCAGAGUACUACCUCUACCAGCGAAACAGACCCGUAGACUACUUCGUCCUCAUUCUGCAGGGGAAAGUGGAAGUGGAAGCUGGGAAAGAAGGCAUGAAGUUUGAAGCGAGCGCUUUCUCGUAUUACGGCGUGAUGGCCCUGACAGCCGCUCCAGUUCCUUUGUCCCUGUCUCGUACCUUUGUUGUCAGCAGAACAGAGUUGUUAGCAGCAGGCUCUCCAGGCGAGAAUAAGUCGCCCCCGCGCCCGUGCGGCCUCAAUCACUCGGACUCCCUCAGUCGCGGGGAGCGGCUCGACGCGGUGACGCCGCCGACGCUGGGCAGCAGCAACAAUCAGCUCAACUCCUCCUUCCUGCAAGUCUACAUCCCCGACUACUCGGUGCGGGCGCUGUCGGACCUGCAGUUCGUCAAGAUCUCCAGACAGCAAUACCAAAAUGCCUUGAUGGCAUCCCGAAUGGACAAAACCCCUCCGUCAUCAGACAGCGAGAACGCUAAGAUCGAAUUGACUCUCACGGAGCUGCACGAUGGCUUGCCGGACGAGACAGCCAACCUGCUCACCGAGCAGAACUGCGUGGCGCACGGCAAGGCCAACCACAGCCUGCACGGGGAGGGCGCCAUCUAGGCCAUCAGUGUGGGCUUGACCGCUGCAGUGUCCUUGACCUUCUGAGACCAAAGACUUUGUCCCUUCCCAGAAGCCACGGAGGACAGGACAGGACAGGACAGGACAGGACAGGACAGGACGGGACGGGAUGGGACGGGAUGGGAUGGGAGGCGGACCUCGAGGUGGGAGGACAGUGCUGGAGAUCCGGAGAUAACUUCUGCCCAAAUAGAAUCAUGUUUAUUUUUUCAGCUGUACCUUUAUCAUUACUCACUCUCCUCCCUCAAUUUGCAUGAAGUUGAAAAUUGUCACGAUUUAUUUUUUCAAGAGAUCAUGUUUUUUAAAAGUGUCUUUUGCAGAGUUUUAAGUCGUUCUGUCUGAACUCUGCUGUGGUCGGUGAUGUGAUCCUAACUGAUGACUGGCCCUCGGGGGCUUGGGGGGUCGGGCACCUGCCUCUGCCCGGCAGUGUUGUUGCUGCGAAUUUGAGGAGUGAGGAGAGCCAGGGCUGUCGUCCUGCUGAGCCUCUGGGGUUGUCCUGAGAUUCACUGCUUAACCAUGCCCGUUUCCCUCAGGAAGGGGAUUUGCUUGGGAAUGUGAUUUUGUUCCCACCAUAGGGAAUUUUUAUCACCAAAAUGAAUGUUAAUGAAUUUUGAGCCCAUAGUUUAUCAUUGGCAAGAGGCAUGUUGACUGCACCCCACCAUUCCUGCCCACCCUAGCCCGACGCCCCCACGCAGAUGUCCAGCGGAGCACCAGGGCUCUUCUGCACGGUGCGGUCACCCUCCUGCCCUUCCUCCCAUGUAGGUAGCCAGCAGAUGGGGUGACACGGGCCUGGGGCUGGGAGGGCAUUUCUAGACCUGUGUUCCUAAGGAGGGGACUUUGGGGAUUGCCAGCCCCUGCCCCUCCGUCCAGGCCUGGGGCCCAGCAGUAGCCGUGUCCGCUGCCUGACUGGAAGGCUCAACUUGGCCCCAAACGGACUCAGAAACCAAAUGUGUGCUGUGGCUGUUUCGUGUCUCUUCCUCUCUUAAUACCAAAUCCACCGUGUGUUGUGGUGUUAACAUCGGCAGGUGUUUUCGUGGGACCGAAUUGUUGACCCACUUACUGAUUUCGGGUGGUAGCGGGGGCCCUUGUGCAUCUUCCUGGCAGUGCUCAUACCUGAGACGGCUCCUCCCGGUCACCUCCGUGCGGGAUUGUCCCUGCCCUCUGCGCCAGCUCUAGCGGAGAAGUUUGCCUGUGUGCACACUCCGGGGUGCGGGGGCCCUGGGUUCAGCAGCUCUGGGGGUGACAUGCUGGGCUGGCUUUCUGGUGAGCAGUGUGGUGGUGACAACCCUGGAGUGUCUUCCUCAGGACGUGCUUGUCGCUAGGGGCUGCAGCCCUCUGCUGGCCCCCGUCCUGGGCUGUGGGAAGGAGCCCCACCGUGUGGCGUGACCUUAGUUGAACCCCACAUGCCAUCUACCCCGCUUUGCAAAUGCACCCAGCUGAACACAACACCAGCGUGACCCAUGGCCUGCAGCGAAAGUGCCCGAGAACAGAGUGCAUCUGGCCCCGCCGGGCCAGGGCUCUCCCCAGCACACUGCCGCCUUGCGUGGAGGCGGGGCCCGGGGGCCUGUGGGCGCCUUCGCUGACAGUGUGGGCAGCGAGGCGGGCCCAGCUGAGCCUUCCCCGCCGUCACCCACUGAGGGAGGUGGCUUGCCAGGCCCUCUCAGGAGCUGGCAGGGCGGCUCUGCAGGGGCUCCCGAAGCCCACCAAGUUUGGACUCACUUCCUGUUAACUAUGGCUCUUUACCUUUGAUUAUUCAUGCUGUUUUAUAACAACAAGGAAUCCAAAACUAGCUCCUGUCUGGUCCCUGGCAGAGCGGAGGUGAACUUCUGCUCUCCCGUCAUACAAGGCCCCUGGCUGAGGAACAGCUUCCUCCUCUAAGCCCCACUGACCCUCAGGCGGAUGGAGGCGACGUGCUAGCCCCGAGCGUCCCUGGGCUGGGGGAGUGGGGUCUUGGCUGAGAAGGCCCAGCUGCCCUGCGGCAGACAAGGGGAGGCAGCAGGUAGCUGGAACUUGGUGGCGGCGACUCCCUCUGUGCUGCUCUGGGUGGACGCUCCUGCCCGCAGCUGCUGUCUGCCGCGCUGGAGGCUGUGGGUGCUGAGCUGUAGACAGGAGACUGCUGUCACCAAGCCCUCACCUCCUCUCGGCCUUGCUGCCCUGGCACCCUGAAGGCACCUCUGCAACUGGAUUCCUAGUGUCUGAAUGUUCCCGGGACACUUUGCCUUCUCUGUAAACAAGGAGGCUUCUUCCUCCUGUCUUAGCGGUCAUUUUCCUUUCAUUGUUGUGUUCUGUAUUAUCAGGCAAGUCCAAAGUCAUACAUUUAAACUCUUGGGAAAGCAGAGCCCUAUGAUUUGUGAAUACUGGGGAUUGAAUCAACUAGCUUCAAUCUCAGUUCUUAAGUAAUUUGAAAGGAAGCCACAUACGAUUCAGUUCUUCCUCCUCCCUCUCCUGCCUCCCUGUAGGGUGUGUGUGUGGAUACAGGCAUAGCUGGUCCCUGGCAGGAGGAGUAGGGCAUUUGCCACUGCUCUCUUGUGGCAUUUCAAGGAACUUGUGCAAAUAGUUGUUGAAUGCAGAGCUUCACGCUAAUGUGGUACAGAAGUGUGAAUGGACUUAAUCUGCUAUCCCCAUUCCGUGCAGCUAAAGGACCAGCUUCUCCAAGUCUAGGAAGAUGACAGUAGAUUUGAAGAGAAACCCAUUUUUCCUAGGAAGUGGAGCGAUAGGAUUUUGAGCUAAGUAGGAGCCAUGCAGCUGUCCUCAAAUCCUAGAGGCGCUGGCUGAUUGAGCCUAUGUCUGGCUAGGAAAAACACUGCCGGCCCUGACAUCUUCUGAAGGCCCAGGCCCAGGGUAUGAGGUCUCCCCAGAACUCUGAUCCCAGGCAGACGACUCCCCCAGAGUGGUGGUGGAAGGUGCUCCCCUCCCUGGGCCCCCAGGGCUGGGCUUUGCACAUGGUACUUUGUGGCCCAAGCCCUGGUGAUGCGGGCUGCAAACAGCUCUGCUGGAGCACAACACAGCAGGCUCUGGAGGACACAAGGUGAGCCGGCAGGGCGGGGCUGGCCGGGCAGCAUUCGGCUCUCCCCCGGGCUUCCCAGAAUCAAGAAGGAUUUAGAGUUGAGUAAGAAAGUGGACUUGGGGUUCUGAGAGUUUUCUGAUGCAGACUUAACCAUAAGUGAGCUACUCAGUGGACUCUCAUGCCUCAGGGCUGUUAGUUUUUCUUCUGUUUGAGUGAACUGAUGAGCGAGAGGGAGAGGUCUGGAAGUGUCUGGGGUGAGGUUCAUUGCCUCCCUCUGAGGGUGAGUGGCGCUGAGGCUGGGCCCGCUGAUACAGUACUGUCCUUCAUGGCGGUGACAUGUGGGCUUCCCACCAGCAGUCACCUGCUUUCUGCCUCUGCAGCUUCCUUCCUUAUCUGAAGUCUCACAUUCCAGAGUUCCUGGUCAGCCCUGGGACAGGAGGAGAUGGUGUUCACAGCCACUGUACAGUGGGAACAGCCUUCCCCCCACUGCCUUGGGCUGGGGCUCUGCUGCUUACACUCUGGCUGGCUUCAUUCAGGUAACCUUUGACAUCAUAGACACGUGUUAGACGUCUUGCGAUGAGAAACCCCAAGUGGUACUUUUAACAACAUGGAAGCGGAGGUGAUAGUGGCAAGAGUCAUGUCGGUGUUCCUGUUUGAAGGCUUGUAGAGAUCCAGUGCGUAGAGCAAGAUGUGAGCACGUAGACACAUGCUCAGGAGUUCAUGCCCACCGAGACCAGGAACGCACAGGAUGGCUGGCGGUUUGUCUUGCUUCACUUGGGUUGGUACCUUUUGGUGUUUGCCCACCUGGUCAAGGUGGGUUUCACUUGGGAAGAUACAUCCUGAAGAGAACUAUCACAGGGGUCUGGUGGGUUUCGGUGAUCUGCCCCCUUUCUUGGAGUCUCAGCCCCUUUGAGUAUCACCAACAGUGGUGUCCCGGCCCGUCAGAGCAGCAGGAAGUGGGAAGGUGAGAUCUUGGGGUUCUCACUCCCCAGAGAACCCCCUUCUGAUUCACUACUUCCGACGUCUGAUGUCUGCAAAGGUGGAGUGUAUCAUCCCAUUGACUUAUUUCUGCAGUCCUUUAAAUUCACAAGUGUAUAUGCUUUGUAUUAUUUAUUAUGUACAUAUGCCUCUGUUAGUCCAUCGUCUGUGAUUAAGCCCCUCGUCCAUGGAGCUGAGGAUUGUGUUGCCCCUUAAGUUGGGCGAGAGGGCAAUGGUUUGUUGUUUUGUUAAAAACAUAUUGCUGCUCUUACGUUGGCCCUAGCGUCACAGCCCCUUAUUGGGUCCACCUCGCCUCUGAUCCGUGUUUGGGAAGACGGUGGAGCCAGGUCUCCUGCCUGUGGCAGGGCCUCCCACGUCCCUCCAUGAGGUCCUGAGGAGGUGGUGCCUUUGGUGGCAGGGUCUUCCCUGUCCCCAGCCCCCUCCCACCUCCUGAGCCAGGCCCGCUGCCUGGCCCCAGUGACGGCCUCUACUCCCACCCUGGCCUGCAGAGUCAGUCUCCACAGACCGUGGAAGCCCGUCCCAGCCGUGUGGGACCCAGUGCUGACAUUGCCGUGGUCCUCACAUAACUCCCUGCCUGUCUUUCGUCCUCCUUGGCCUUUAGCCACUGUCAUGGUGUACACGGCAGGCCUUGAGCAGUGAAGGUUUUCUGAGCGCAGCACUCAGAAUGAUGUGAAGUGAAAUAAGCACAAGUCAAGUGUGUAGGGUUCAAGAGCUGAUGGUCAGCUGAUUGUCAUGAUGCAUUUUAUAAUUCAAACAAUGUUGUAGAUUUACAAUCUCUAUUUAUUUUGUACCAAUUUAUUUGUAAAUUUUGAUUGUUUUAAAAAGGUUUUUAUUUCUAUUCUGUUUAGAUAAAUGAUGAUUUUCUGUUCA
Heterocephalus glaber (naked mole-rat) is the source of this 7699-nucleotide messenger RNA. RefSeq names its product cyclin and CBS domain divalent metal cation transport mediator 2 (gene Cnnm2). The record is from RefSeq and is a predicted model, not a curated record. Gene Ontology annotation, molecular function: magnesium ion transmembrane transporter activity. Gene Ontology annotation, cellular component: plasma membrane. NCBI's taxonomy places the organism in Eukaryota, Metazoa, Chordata, Mammalia, Rodentia, Bathyergidae. Gene Ontology annotation, biological process: transport; magnesium ion homeostasis.